Molecule: messenger RNA, 377 nt
Organism: Acaulospora colombiana
Lineage: Eukaryota; Fungi; Glomeromycota; Glomeromycetes; Diversisporales; Acaulosporaceae
Source: the annotation of a GenBank genome assembly
GUGGAAGGGACAUUACCUUCGCGUCCAAUAUUUGCGUUGAUACUCAAGAAAUUUCUACUCCCCGGGAUUACAAGCACUCUAAAUGUGAGAGUGGCCUGAAAUAUGGACGAUCCAGAAUCCUAGCUGAGAAAGAGAGUCUUCUAUGGAAGAAGUAUAUGCUAGAUAAUUCUACCGCAAUCAACGUGUUCAACCUAUUACUUGGUUCGGUGUAUUAUCCAAUUCGACGUAGUUUACACUUGAAAACUAGAGGCGGGACGUCUCUAGCGAGGCUAAGAAACGGUGGCCCGACGCCACUUGAUACGCAUUUCUCGACCGCCACCUCAGCCAGCCAUUCCCAGCCCUCCCUUUUGCGCGCCCAUCCCCCACCAUCCCCUCCG